AUGCUGCUGCCGGACCAACUCCUAGGCAUCUACGGCCAGUAUAAGCAGGAUACAGACUCGGUCGCACCGAAGAGCGGACGGCUGAAGGGCAAGGACAGGAUCAAGGCUCGCGGUGACGGCAGAGCAAAGAAGGGCCCCACGCCGGUAGAGAAGAAGACUACAAGGUACGUGGUUGCCAUCAAGGACUUCCUACCACUGGCCAACUUCGUCGCUGAUUGCCGGGAUCCGGCUGUUUCGGUGCCCGAUGCCUUUUUCACCACGAUUGACCGCCUUAUUGACCUGCGGUCCGGAUUCCGAAGGAGGUUAAGCGAUUACGGACUGGAACCGGACGACAAGUCUGACGAGCGGCAUCAAUACUUCGUCGCCGUUCUCAAGGCGGUCAGGGAAGCGUUGCGGCCGCGGGCGGCUGCUGCAACGGUACCUACAGAGGCGGAUAACGCUGCCGACACCGGCCGUACUGCGCCUAAGGAGUCGUCUGAUGAUCUUAGCAACCGUUUUGCUGCUCUGUCUGUCGAAGAGCCGUCGCAGGCCUUCCUCGACGCGUUCCGCAAUGCGCCCCAUGCAAGGCCGGAACCGCGCGGGAAGGACCCGGUGUCGUACGAAGCAGAACCCCAGACGUCCCUUGAGGAUGUUUUCUUUGCCUUUACGGUGCUGGUGAACGACCUGAGCAGGAUCCGGUCUCGGAUCGAGUGGAUCUGGUCAGAACACCGCAACGGCAUCUUCGAUCUUGCCGCUGCUGCUGUCGCUACCAACACGGCCAUCUCUGUCGCUCGCGGGUGGAUAGAAGACAUCUCUCCUCUUUUGGGCGCGCAAGACGGAGGCCUCGAGGGUAUCCUCAACACAUUCUAUUUUAUGGCCUGCCGCCGGAAUGGGUUUGCAGUCGAACAGGUCUACCUCGCCGACAGCAGGGACAACUUUAACUAUGAUACUUACGACGUGGCUGACGGGUGCUACGUCGUCGCCUUCCGACUAUUGCAGGGCUUUGCCGCCGUCCUGAACCCCCGCGAUCUUCCGAUCAUCAAGGAGGGCAUGUUUGGCAAAUACAACCCCAAUAGCGACCGUGCCUCGAAGACGGGCCGGGAAAAGUUCCAGGAGGACACCAUCCUCCUCAUGGAAUUUUUCACCGAACUCAUUACCGUCGUUCGACUGAUCCCUGGCUACCCGGUUGAGGACGAGUUUCUGCGGGAGAUGAGGAGAUUUGACAAGACGCCUGUCAUCUCUCUUUCGCUUGUGUUUACAGCCCAGGUCUUUCUAGACAUCCACCACACGAUGCGUGCCGCGACACGACGGAGCUUUGAGGCUAUGGUCAAGGAGACCAGUGUGAUGGAUAAUUCGCUAGGGAGCCACCUAGAGUUUCACAAACACUUGAAGAUCAACAACUGGCCUGCUUCGAACGACCACGCGCUGCGGGAGCUCAGUCGUCUGAUCCAGUGGAUGGCUAAGGACCCGGUGCACGGCGCCAAGGCGAGGGUUAGCAUAGGCUUAGGAAUGCCUGUGCCCCCGGAGAUGGAGGUCCAUCGCAUCAUGAUCUACUCGCCCUUGCUGAGCGGUCUCUUCCUCUUCCGUCUCCGCACCGAGAUGUACGACAUUGGCCUGGCCGUCGCUAAUGCCUGGGGUUCCGUCACGUACACCGCCCACCUACGGCCUGUGGCCUGA
Molecule: messenger RNA, 1656 nt
Organism: Colletotrichum higginsianum IMI 349063
Lineage: Eukaryota; Fungi; Ascomycota; Sordariomycetes; Glomerellales; Glomerellaceae
Product: Ank-repeat protein mbp1
Exons: 3
Coding region: 1-1656 (551 amino acids)
Source: RefSeq, a predicted model, not a curated record